Molecule: messenger RNA, 1377 nt
Organism: Rhineura floridana
Lineage: Eukaryota; Metazoa; Chordata; Lepidosauria; Squamata; Rhineuridae
Gene: C12H2orf68
Product: chromosome 12 C2orf68 homolog
Exons: 4
Coding region: 472-975 (167 amino acids)
Source: RefSeq, a predicted model, not a curated record
GCCGCUUCCACUUGUAAUGCAUGACAAACUGUCGCUGCAGCGGCCUCGCCGUCGCGGGGCCUGCCGCUCAACCUAGUGACAAAAGCCCAGGUCCCUGCGCCGAGGCCCUCGUCGUGACUUUCGCUCGCUGCUGCGCGGUAGCGGCGGAGGCCAGCCCGAGCCCUAUCGCCAACUCUGCCUCCCCGGCCAUUUCCUGCAAAGGGCUCUGUUCUGCCGCCGCGCCUGGGGGCUGCGGUGGUCCUGCGGGCCGGUGGCAAGGAAGGCUGAAGGGGCUGGUCUGUGGGGGCCGGGCCGGGCCCCUGCUCCUCCCCUCUCCUUGUGCUCAAGCAUCCACCGCCCAGCGCAAACCGCAAGACACGCCUCGCCAAGGAAGCGUGCAGAGUCGGCUGGCGCAGCUCUUGCGACGGGCCUGGCGUGGGUGCCAGUUCCGGAGGCCGAGGAAGGGAGAGAGAGGGGGGCUGGCUGGCUUCGAUGGAUGCGGCGGCGAAAACGGACCGGGAGACGCCGGCCUGGGGCGGCUGUCGGCCUGGAGGACGCCUGGACAUGAGCCACGGCUUUGUGCGGCACAUCCGGCGCAACCAGAUCGCUAGGGAUGACUAUGACAGGGAGGUGAAGCAAGCUAAGGAAAAAGUGAAGAAGAGACACACGCCAGCGCCAGCCCGGCCCAGGAAACCGGAUCAGCAGGUCUAUCACCUCUGCCGGAGAAGUAGAGCCGAAACCACGUCUGGCCUGGAGUAUGAGGGGUCUAGCGAGAGCAGCUCCAGCACAGAGCCAGACCCCAAUGGACCAGCUCUCUUCUGCCUGGAAUAUGAGGCCGACAGUGGCAAGAUCACCUCAAUUGUUGUACACCAGGACAAUGACCCUGAUGAGGUGGCCGAGAAGGUCAGUGCUCAGAACCAGCUGGAGCCAGCUAUGCGAGAGGCCUUGAGGCAGCGGGUGCAGAAGGAGUUGGAGAAGCGCCGGGUGAAACGCUGAGAGCCUUGCUAGGAUAUCUGUGCUGUUUGCUGAUGCCUAGCUGGGAAAUAUUUUCUGGGAAGGGGGCAGUGGAACUUGUCCCAUAGCUGUUGGUUUGGCAUGAGGGUCAGGCAGUUAGCUGAACCCUGUAACUGGCACAAGGUAGGACUGUCCAUUGUGAUUUCCUCCUUCUGAGUCGUGGCUGAGGCGUUGUGCCCUAAAUGAGUGAUUUGGAGGAAUAGUAGCUACAAUAGGAGAAUCUCCAUUGGGAAUAGCUCAGGAUCUCUUGACCUACACAGAAAGAAGAUGUCUAGCUGAAACCUGGUCAGAUGUCUCCUUAUAGCCCUGGGCAAUUGGUUCAUUGCCAACCCGUUUCCUGGUACCCUCUACCUUCUCUUGUGAGUAGCCAAACCGCUGGCUCUU